Molecule: messenger RNA, 2849 nt
Organism: Vicia villosa (hairy vetch)
Lineage: Eukaryota; Viridiplantae; Streptophyta; Magnoliopsida; Fabales; Fabaceae
Exons: 16
Coding region: 160-2622 (820 amino acids)
Molecular function (GO): DNA binding
Source: RefSeq, a predicted model, not a curated record
AUUUUUUUCUAUGAUCUCAAUUAAUCUUUCAGCAUUUACGUAAUUUAUUUAUUAUUUAUUUAUAUAUAAAAUAUAAAUAAAAACCUUUCGCGGUAACGCCACUGUGAUUCCUCAAACCACCGCAUUUACCGACUGCCACCACCGUCUCCGACCGGUGCCAUGCCAAAGAGAAAGGGAAGAGGUCGGCCUAAAGGGUCGAGUCUUCAGAAGAAGGUUAAAUCGAAUGCAAAUGUCGAAACAACUGUUCUUGAUAAUGCAUUCAAUGAUUUGGAAAUUGAUCCUGAAUUUGUAGAGGAGCAGAAGAAAGGCACACAUGGAUUCACUUUAUCACAUUCUCCUGUUCCAGUUGAUCCUGGGUUUGUAGAGGAGCAAGAGAUAGGUACCAUGUUUAUGAGAAAGGGAAGAGGUCGGCCUAAAAGGUCGAUUGUUCAGAAGAAGUUUAAAUCGAAUGCAACUGCCGAAACAACUGUUUUAAGCAAUGCAUCAAAUGAAUUGGAAGUUGAUCCUGAAGUUGUAGAGGAGCAGGAGACAGUUUUAGGUACCAUGUUUUUGAGAAAGGGAAGAGGUCGGCCUAAAGGGUCGAGUCUUCAAACGAAGGUUAAACAGGGUGCAAAUGUCAAAUCGACUGUUCUUGACAAUUCAUCAAAUGAUUUGGAAGUUUAUCCUCAAUUUGUAGAGGAGCAAGAAACAGGUACCAUGACUAGGGGAAAGGGAAGAGGUCGGCCUAAAGGGUCAAUUCUUCAGAAGAAUGUUAAACAGAGUGCAAAUGUCAAAACAGUUCUUAAUAAUCCAUCAAAUGAAUUCGAAGUUGAUCGAGAGUUUUCAGGGGAGCAGGAGCCAGAAAUGCCUACGAAUAGGGGACGAGGACGACCAAAACGGUCAAGUGAUCUGAAUUAUCAAAAGAGUGUUCAGAGAAAUGUAAGUAGUAGUCCCAUCAAUCCUGCAAAUAUGGUGGAAACUGUUCAUGAGGGCAAAGAAUUAGAAAAUCCAGAUCUCCAAUUUUAUGUUCUUGAUAAUCCAUCAAAUGAAUCUGAAGUUGCUCCCGGGUUCGUAGAGGAGUGGGAGAGAGACCUUCCUAAGAAAAGGGGACCGGGACGUCCAAAACGGUCAAGGGGUCAAAAUUAUCGUGAGGAUGUUCCUAGGAUCAUAAGCAAUCCCUUCAUUUCUUCAAAUACGGUGCAAGUUGUUCAUGACUGUAUAGAGUCAGAAAGUGAAGAUAUGCCUAACGAAAAGGGACAAGAACAACCACGCGAGUCAAGGGUGCAGAACUGUCAUAGAAAUCCCAAUGGCACUGUAGUUUAUGAUAAUCCAUCAAAUGUAAUGGAAGUCAGUCCUGUAUGUGAAGAAGGCCCCGAGGCUGUAUUUAAUACUCCUAUGCAAAGAGGACGAGGGCGACCAAAAGGGUCAAUGAAUCAGAUGAACCAUCCACAGAAUGCAGAUGCAAGAGUCAGGCCUAAGAAAAUUGUAAGAGGACCGACAAAAGGGGUUAUGCUUGAAAUGAAGCGUAAACUGAGUCCAGAUGGAAAGUUGGAUGUUAUCAUUCAUCCUGAGAGGCUGGUGGCUAUAGGUCCAGGCCGUAAGGACUUCAUUACUGAUCUUUCUAUUAUUCUUCGCAAAAACGCCCGUUUUAAUGUGAACAAGUGGAGGCGGGUUCCACAAAGUACUAGAGAUACAAUAGUGGAAAAAAUUCUGAACCAUUGGAGACUUCCAGAUACAGAUAUGGUUCGGAAGGCGAUUAUUGAUGAAGCAGGCCGAUUAUAUCGGAAUUGGCGCAACAGGCUUCAUGAGUAUUACUUAAUGUUUGAAACAAAAGAAGAGGCCCUGAAGCAUGUCCCUGAGGAUGUCAAUGGGCCUGAUUGGAAAUUCUUGGUUGAUUAUUUUAGCAGCCCUUCUUUUGAGAUGAUUAGCACGAAAAACAAGGCAUGUAGGGCAAAACAGCGGACUCUUCAUACUAGUGGGCGAAAGUCCUUUCAAGCAAUUAGCUUUGAUGCACGGGACCCGACGACUGGAAAAGAGCCUGAUUUGCAGACAUUAUGGCAAAUAACACACAAAAGGGCCAACGGGGAGUGGAUUGAUGAGGCAUCUAAGGAAAUAAAUGACAAAGUUACCGAACAAGUAGGUGAGAUGCUGCUAGAGAAUUCUCAGGAUGGGGUGGAAAUAGUUGAACCUGAGAUUAUUAAAACUGCCUUUAAGACGGUGGUUGGGAAGAAAUCAUAUAUGCAAGGAUUUGAAGAAGGACUGAGGUCAUCAAGCUCUGGUAGAGUUAAAAGGUUGCAGGCUGAAUUAGACGCCCAAAGGACGGAGACAGAGAAUGCUAAGAAAGAAUGCAAUGAAAUAAGAGCCAAACUUGUUGAGGUUGAGUCCCAACUAGCAGAGGAGCGGAGGAAACGAGAGGAGAGUGAGGUUCGAUUAGUGGAUCGUCAAAAAGAUAUGCAGGAAAUCAACAUUCAGGUUCAGACUGCCAUCCAGUCAGCAUUGUCUCAAUAUUGUCCACCAAAAACUGAAGCAGCGACCUCAUCUGAACAUAACGAAAAGGUUGCUGAACUUGAAGCACAACUCCAUGAGGCGGAAGAUGUGAUAACAGAUAUUAGGGCAGAAUUAGCUAGGUAUCGCAGGUAUUAGGAAAGUGAAGCGUUCGCAAGGAGCGUCGAUGAUUAGUUUAUGACAGAUUUGAGUUACCAGAUUGGACCUGGAAAGGAUCUUAUCCGCAUGUGCAGUUAAUUUUGUGCUAUACAGAAAAGUGAAACAAAAUUUCUCAUGAACAAUCAUCAUUUAGCAAUAUUUGCUAUUCUUUUUCCGCUGAAAAAAAUUUGACUUCCAACAAUGGGUCUGUUUGUUAUAAGCCAGAA